Molecule: messenger RNA, 1706 nt
Organism: Daphnia carinata
Lineage: Eukaryota; Metazoa; Arthropoda; Branchiopoda; Diplostraca; Daphniidae
Gene: Tip60
Product: histone acetyltransferase KAT5-like
Exons: 10
Coding region: 51-1610 (519 amino acids)
Biological process (GO): regulation of DNA-templated transcription
Molecular function (GO): histone acetyltransferase activity
Source: RefSeq, a predicted model, not a curated record
GGCAAUGUUGCUCAUGGCCGCGCACUGUUGUUUUGAAAGCUUUUUCUGUAAUGAAGACCGAACAAUCAUUGUCAAAAAUGAAAGAGGAAAUUGUAGAUAAAGAUUUGUUUUCGGAUUCUACAGCAUCUGUUGUUGAAGGUUGUCGGUUACCUGUACGGAUGAGGAAUACAGAAGACUGGCCUCUAGCAGAAGUACUCAGUGUCAAAGAUGUCUGCAACAUCAGGAUGUUUUAUGUUCAUUACAUUGACUUCAACAAACGGUUGGAUGAUUGGGUAUCAGAAGAUUUUUUAGACACCAGAAAAAUCCAGUUUCCAAGAAAAGAUGGUACUCAAGUAGGAACAGGCUUGAGCACUCCUAAGAAAGUUGGAGGAACUACUGGUUCCUCACGUCCAUCGUCACCACUUGGUGUGUCUGGCGCAUCAGAUCUUACUGUAAAUGGCUCUGCAUUAUUGGCUGCAGCAAUACAAAAGAGAAAUGGUAGAAAGCGCAAAAUUGGAGAUAAAGAGGAGCCCAGUCCAGGAGCUCCAAUUCCAGUUCCACCUGCUAAGAAACUAAUAAAAAUUGAAAAAGAAAUCCCACCUCUGCCACCACCCAUAGCCACAGAUACCUGUGUGGCUCCUUCAAAUGACACAGUUUGUGAAGUGGGUGACACUCCCUCCCCAGCUCCACCGUCCACACCUGCACCGACAACACCUGGGCCACGUCAGUCAGGCAGUCUUGUCACACAUCACGAUGACGUUGUGACGCGAAUGAAAAAUAUCCAAAUGAUUGAACUUGGUAGACACAGAAUAAAACCUUGGUAUUUCGCACCUUAUCCUCAGGAAAUGGUUCAUCAAGCUUGUAUUUAUAUAUGCGAGUUUUGUCUCAAGUACCGGAAAAGUGAAAAAUGUCUAGAGCGACAUCUGAUGAAAUGCAAUCUUAGACAUCCGCCAGGCAAUGAAAUCUACCGCAAACAGACUAUCUCUUUUUUUGAAAUCGACGGCCGUAAAAAUAAAGCAUACGCUCAGAAUUUAUGCCUGCUAGCCAAACUCUUCCUUGACCACAAGACACUGUAUUACGACACUGAUCCGUUCCUCUUUUACGUCAUGACUGAAGUGGAUUCGCGGGGCUUCCACAUCGUCGGCUACUUUAGCAAAGAAAAAGAGAGCUCAGAAGACUACAAUGUUGCUUGCAUCCUUACCCUACCGCCUUACCAACGGAAGGGAUAUGGAAAGCUUCUUAUUGAAUUUAGUUACGAGCUAUCUAAAUUUGAAGGAAAGACAGGAUCGCCAGAGAAACCUUUGUCAGAUUUAGGGUUGCUGUCCUAUCGCAGUUACUGGGCUUUUACAAUCUGUGAUAUUCUUAUGAAUAUGAAACCAUCCAGUGAAGGCGAAAGACCUCAAAUUACGAUCAAUGAAAUUUGCGAAAUGACGAGCAUAAAAAAGGAGGACGUGGUGUCCACCUUACAGCACUUAAACCUCAUAAAUUACUACAAGGGGCAGUAUGUACUCAUUUUGAAUGAAGAAGCCAUGAAAAAUUGCAUAAAAAACAAAGAGAAAUGGAAGUUGCACAUUGACCCCAAAUGCUUGCACUGGACCCCGAAGGAUUGGUCCAAGAGGGGGAAAUGGUGAUGAGAUCGUGAUACCUAAAACCCAUUCCACGAUCUUACUACUUGUUUUCUUUAAAAAAUUAAAUAAAAAUACACUCACAAUUUCUAUGUACAAGAA